This is a messenger RNA of Sclerotinia trifoliorum, 2559 nucleotides long. NCBI's taxonomy places the organism in Eukaryota, Fungi, Ascomycota, Leotiomycetes, Helotiales, Sclerotiniaceae. The record is from the annotation of a GenBank genome assembly.
CUCGCAGAACUGGAUGUGGAGCACGGGUAGAUCAAUUUCAUACUUAUCAAAAUUCUUAUCGGUGUCUGAGGUCUUUGAAGCUACGAAGCUACGAAGCUACGAAGCUCAACCAAUUUCUUUUAACCUCAACCGUGGUUUCUUCUGCUUCUGCUGCAUUCUCUUUCUCUCACGUACGGUUUACCAGCCAUUCACUCUUUCUCUCCUUACCUUACCUUACAUUGUCCCUUUACCAUCGGUUCACCCACAUCGGAUGAUAUUAUCAGCCUCUGUCGUCAGCUAAAGAAAACCACGCCGUUCUCAUGCAUCACUGUGUGUGUAGUAUCAGCACACCAGGCCUCUAGUCAUUCCUUGCGACUCACAUCACCCCAUUCGUUACGUGCGACUUUCCAGCUUUCCAAUUGGCUACGUCUAAUUCACAUAUCUCCCUACCUAUACGAAUAACGACAAACACUUGAGGUCUGCACAAUGGCUUCUCUUCACGCUUCAUUGCGUACGGGUGCGAGAAGAUGUAGUAGACAAUAUAUAUCUAAUCUUACAUCCAUAUCUCGAUUGUCGAGAUCAAUUGCUGCAGGUACGUACAUACGUAUGAAGUUGUUUUCAUUUAUUUGUUUACCCUGAGUCCUGAGUCGGGAAAAAAGUUUGACGAAUGGGUCCGAAUAUCGGCUUGAUAUUGGAGCUCUGACUACUGGGGGGCGAUGUCAUCCAUACCUUGUCAUUACUCUGUUAUGAUCAUGCGAUGACUGUGCUGUCCUGGUACACGUUAUUACUUUUCAACCUUUUUAUUUUAUAUACUUCUUCUUUUUCUUCUUCUUCUUCCUCAUCGCCUGUUUAUUCCUUUUCUGCAUUUAAUUCACGUUGCUCAGGGUUAGACUAUACAAGUGCAAGCACGUAGACUAAACCAAACCUCUAAUCAUCUACUUCAUCAUAGAUUCUCUUCACUCCCGCUCAUCACUACAACCACGAACCAGAACCAUGUCUACCACUACUUCUCUCCGAAGCUUAAACAUCAAUAAUAUCAAUCCCCAUAUCAAAGAAGCCAAAUAUGCCGUUCGUGGUGCUCUCGCAGUUAAAUCUGAAGAAUACAGAGCUAAGCUCGCAAAAGGCGAUAAGGACCUUCCAUUCGAUACUGUCAUAAAUGCCAAUAUUGGAAAUCCUCAACAAUUGGAUCAGAAACCUAUUACUUUCUUUAGACAAGUCUUGAGUCUGAUUGAAUAUCCACCAUUGUUGGAGAAGGAGGAUGUGUUAUUGAAUCAGUUGGGCUAUAAGAAGGAUGUUAUUGAGAGAGCGAGGUGGUUACUAAAGGAAGUUGGAAGUGCGGGUGCUUAUAGUGCCAGUGCUGGUGCUACAGGAAUUAAAAAUAGUGUGGCUAGAUUUAUUGAGAGUAUGUUUUUGCCAUUUCUAAUAUUUCAUGACUGACAUCACUAACCUCUUCCUAAGAUCGAGAUGGCUUUCCUUCAGACCCAAAAGAUGUCUACCUUUCCGCCGGUGCUUCCUCUGGAGUUAACACCCUCCUUCACGUAAUCUGUGCCGGCCCUAAUACAGGUGUUCUUGUACCCAUCCCACAAUACCCAUUAUAUACUGCUUCCCUCUCUGUCCUCAACGCAAAAUGCGUUCCAUACUACCUUGACGAAGCUCGCAGUUGGGGUACCGACCUCCAAGCCAUUAAAGACGCAUACGCCUCCGCUGUUAAAGAAGGAACCGAUGUCCGAGCAAUUGUCAUAAUCAAUCCCGGUAACCCAACCGGUGCAAGUCUACCACCUCAAGAUAUCGAAGCAGUUAUUGAAUUUGCCGCCGAGAAAAAAUUGGUAGUAAUGGCAGAUGAAGUUUACCAGACCAACGUCUUUAAAGGAAAAUUCCACUCCUUCAAACAAAUCCUCCGCGAUCUUCAAUCCAAAACCCCAGAAAAAUACGACAAUGUCGAACUUGCUUCUCUCCAUAGUAUAUCCAAAGGAAUGGUGGGCGAAUGUGGACACCGAGGUGGUUAUUUCGAACUCUGUGGUUUUGAUCCCGAGGUCGUAGAACAGAUAUACAAAUUCGUCAGUAUCAGUCUAUGCGCGCCAGUAAUCGGACAAUGUCUCGUAGAGCUCAUGGUCAAUCCACCCAAACAAGGCGAACCAUCCUACGAACUCUACACGCAAGAAUACAACAACAUAUUCUCUGGACUCCAAAAACGCGCCACAGCACUCUACGAAGCCUUUGCACAAAUGGAAGGUGUCGAAUGUCCCGAACCUCAAGGAAGUAUGUAUUUAUUCCCCACAAUCAACCUACCUGAAAAAGCAGUCGAAGCUGCGAAGAAAGAGCACAUGACCGCAGAUGAAUACUAUUGUCAUAAAUUACUCGAGUCGACGGGUGUUUGUGUGGUGCCUGGAAGUGGGUUUGGUCAGAGGGAAAAUACGUUGCAUUUCAGAACGACGUUUUUGGCUCCGGGUACAGAGUGGGUGGGUAGGAUUACGAGGUUUCAUGAGGGGUUUAUGAAGGAGUUUAGAUAGUGGGUUCGUGGGUGGAUGAAUAUAUGAAUGACUCUAAACGCAUUUUAUAAAUCAUAUAAAUGUAAACAGA